AAGGCCAUUUCUGGUCCUCUCACUGCAGGCACGGCAGAAGAGAUGGGCCCCCACCUCACUACCCCCUCCUUUGAGGUGGUUGUGGAGAGCAAUGAGGUCCCCCCGAGUUGUGCCUUUAUUGCCCAACAUAAAUGUUUCCCCCCAUAAUUUCAUUCUGCCCUCAUGUGUUCGGCUGUUUCCCCUGCAGCAGUUCUAAGAACAGUGACUGCUACUAGAACCUACAGGUUUUUGCGCUUUCAAAACAGUAUCUUGAGCGACGACAUAAAUCCAUACAAUAUAUAAAAAAUUUCUUGGGAUUUUAGGGUCUGAAAAAUGCAAAUGCUCCACGAGUGGCCAAUACCGAGGUUUCCAAGAAAAGUCCUAUCAGAAAAGCACAUCAGAACAGCCUGACCCCUGAACUGCCCCAUCCCCACCUCAUGCUUCACUCUGGUCAAGCCCUUGUGCCCACAGCACUCACAUUUUUAGCUUUUAGAUUUUUAUGUCCAACAUGGCACUGCCCAGGAGAGCUCCAGACAGUCACAUUUCUCAAGGCUGAAACUACCUGUUCGCAAUGACAUUUGUUAACCUUCAUCCUUACUUCACACUGUGUUUACUAGAACAGAGUUAUGCUGAGAAUGUGUGUGCAGAUAAUAGACUAAUUCAAACCUUCAGACCAGCUGUUCUCAAAAUCAUACUGUCGCCCAAAUUAAAGCAUAAACAAACAUUUGUGACCGACGUAGCUGCUUCAAAUAAGAGGAUGCCUUGGUCAGUGUUACUCAUUUUGGAACAGACCGAGAGAAAGCAGAAUCAAAAUGAAGAAGUUUCUUGUGUUUGUCUCCUUUUUGGUCCUGAUGACCACUGUUACAGACACUUCACCAAUUUUGUCUGAAAAAGAGGCCAAACAGCUUCUGAGAACUCGUCGUGAAAGCAGACCGAGAAAAGCUGGUUUCCCUGACGAGCCAAUGAGGGAGUAUAUGCUUUAUCUCCAGCGCUUGGAGCAGAGAUCAGAAGAACAAUUCCUUGAACACUGGCUGAAUCCACAUUGUCUCCCCCACUGCAACAGGGAUCUAGUGCAUCCAGUCUAAUGCUUUUGCCUACCCUGCAAUUGAUCUCCAUGGGCACAUGGAUUUAUACUAUGACUGUGUUAGGGAGGAAGAGAUUAUUCCUGCAUUGGCUACGUGCUCAUUGUAGAGCUGAACCUCUUUGCAAUACAGUGCAAUCCUAGUGAUAGAGCAAAACUUCCAGCUACAAGUGGUUACAUAUGUUAUAGACCACCAUAUAUUUUCUACCAGUAAUGAUUGCAUACAUGAAUAAAUGAACCAAGGGUUU
Messenger RNA from Pipra filicauda (Wire-tailed manakin), 1308 nucleotides. It is a transcript of the gene CUNH17orf67, whose product is annotated as chromosome unknown C17orf67 homolog. NCBI's taxonomy places the organism in Eukaryota, Metazoa, Chordata, Aves, Passeriformes, Pipridae. The transcript has 5 exons. The coding region runs from base 792 to 1064 and encodes 90 amino acids. The record is from RefSeq and is a predicted model, not a curated record.